Messenger RNA from Capra hircus (goat), 2452 nucleotides. It is a transcript of the gene RAN, whose product is annotated as RAN, member RAS oncogene family. The transcript has 7 exons. The coding region runs from base 136 to 786 and encodes 216 amino acids. Gene Ontology annotation, cellular component: cytoplasm; nucleus. Gene Ontology annotation, molecular function: GTP binding; GTPase activity. NCBI's taxonomy places the organism in Eukaryota, Metazoa, Chordata, Mammalia, Artiodactyla, Bovidae. Gene Ontology annotation, biological process: ribosomal subunit export from nucleus; protein import into nucleus. The record is from RefSeq and is a predicted model, not a curated record.
CGCGGCGCCGUUGCCCCGCCCUCUCUCGGCGCGCGCCGGCGUCGGCUGCGUCUCCGGGCAUUUGAAUUGCGCUUCCGCCAUCUUUCCAGCCCUCAGUCAGACGGGCGCGGAGACGCUUCUGGAAGUAACAUCGCGAUGGCUGCCCAAGGAGAACCCCAAGUUCAGUUCAAACUUGUUUUGGUUGGUGAUGGUGGUACUGGAAAAACUACAUUCGUGAAGCGUCAUCUGACUGGUGAAUUUGAGAAGAAGUAUGUAGCUACCUUGGGUGUUGAGGUCCAUCCUCUUGUGUUCCAUACCAACAGAGGACCUAUUAAGUUCAAUGUAUGGGAUACAGCUGGUCAGGAGAAAUUUGGUGGACUGAGAGAUGGUUAUUAUAUACAAGCUCAGUGUGCCAUUAUAAUGUUUGACGUAACAUCAAGAGUUACUUACAAGAAUGUGCCUAACUGGCAUAGAGAUCUGGUACGAGUGUGUGAGAACAUCCCAAUUGUGUUGUGUGGCAACAAAGUGGAUAUUAAGGACAGAAAGGUUAAGGCAAAGUCAAUUGUCUUCCACCGAAAGAAGAAUCUUCAGUACUAUGACAUUUCUGCCAAAAGUAACUACAACUUUGAAAAGCCCUUCCUCUGGCUUGCUAGAAAACUGAUUGGAGACCCUAACUUGGAGUUUGUCGCCAUGCCUGCUCUUGCCCCGCCAGAGGUGGUCAUGGACCCAGCCUUGGCAGCACAGUACGAGCACGAUUUAGAGGUUGCUCAGACAACUGCUCUCCCGGAUGAAGAUGAUGACCUGUGAGAAAGUGAAGCUGGGGCCCAGCGUCAGAAGUCUAGUUUUAUAGGCAACUGUCCUGUGAUGUCAGUGGUGCAGCGUGUUUGCCACUUUAUUAUAUAGCUAAGCAGAACAUGUGCUUAAUCUUUGGAUGCUGAAGGAGAUGGAUGGGCUUUGGAGUGAAUGUGGCAGUUUAAAAAAAAAUACCUUCAUUUUUUGGACCUGCAUAUUUAGGUGUUUUGGAACACAGUUGUUUCCUCCUUGAGUUUCAAAUAUAAGACUGCUAUAGUCACAUGACAAUAUUGAGAGGUGGAAUCUUGUUUGUUACUGUCAUUCCCAUUCCUUUUCGUUUAGAAUCAGAAUAAAGUUGUAUUUCAAAUAUCUAAGCAAGUGAACUCAUCCCUUGUUUAAAUGAGCAUUUUAAAACCGCUAACAGGGAAAGUUGUGCCAUGUUACUAUUUGAAUUGCCUUUGCUAUUACCACUUAACUUCAAGUCAGUUAGGAUAAAUGCUUCUAAUUUUCUGUAUACUUGAAUCAUUUCACAAACGUAAUGACAAGUCAACAGUAUUGUAUUUGAUAAGAGGUGUAAAUACUAUCAAUAGUUAGGCUAAAAUAACACCUACCCCACCUGCCUUUGGGCUUAGGUAGUGUCACCUAGGGAUGAGAUUUAUGUGACCUGUCAAAGGUGGUACCUGUUUCAGAUGUUUCAAACAGAUACUUUAAUUAUAUUUGCAUUUUAUGGCAGAAGUAACCAUUUUCUAAUGUAGAGCUUGUCAAAGUCCAGUGAAAUCGUACAGAUGGUUGCAGGAACUUGAGGGACAUCUCAUCUGUUAAAUAUGAGUGUAAUUGUGCAUUUACUUUUUUGUUUUUUGAUAUUACAUUUUUAAUGUAAAGUUGGCAUUCUAGAAGAUGUUCCAUGUUUACCUGCUGUUAGGUACUCCCAAGCUUUAAAGGUUAUCAAAGAUUAAGGAUUUCAAUGGAUAUAUCACAGCUUUGAUGAUUUUUCUCUCCCCAAAGAAUUUUUCUGGGUGGUGCAAGAACACCUCAGGAUGAUGCAGCAGAAAAGUAGGUCUUAGGAAAGCCUCUCAGUGAUGUGAACAGACUGCCAGACUUUGAGUAGAUUAACCACUUAACGUUGUAUGGUUUCACAUGUAAACAUGAAUUGGGUCUGUCUUGCCUGAGUUUGAUCUCACUGACACCAUACUGUAGCAAUUAGAAAUCAAGACGAGCUAUUUUCCUCUUGUAAGUACUACUGUACUAUAGUUCAGUUUACCAAAGUUCUUUAGAUGUCCAGUUAUCCUUAAAUGAUUACUUUGCUACCUAAAAGUAGGGAAGAAUCCCUUUUAAGUAUAUGGAAAAAUAGACUAAAGGAUAAAAUUGGAUACAUUUUAAUUUGUUAAAAUAUUGAAUAAAUAUUAAUAGAUUGACUUAUGAUUUGAAUUGAUGUAUAUACUAUGCUAUAUUCAGUUCAAAACCAGACUUUAACAGAUACAAAGUUUCCAUGAUCAGAUGAAAUCUUUCAUUGAGAUACAUGAGGGAUAUGUAUUUGUAACCGUAUGUAGAAUGCCAGUAUGACUAAUACUCUGAAGCCUAAAUGUAACAGUAAAAUUUUGGGAGCUACUUGGAGGUGGGAGAGAAUUUGAGUCAUUCUUGGAAGAAAAUUGCAAAAUAUAUUGCUUCUACUUUGCCUGGA